Perkinsus marinus ATCC 50983 is the source of this 456-nucleotide messenger RNA. RefSeq names its product cysteine synthase, putative. The coding region runs from base 1 to 456 and encodes 151 amino acids. Gene Ontology annotation, cellular component: cytoplasm. The transcript is spliced from 4 exons. Lineage: Eukaryota; Perkinsozoa; Perkinsida; Perkinsidae. The record is from RefSeq and is a predicted model, not a curated record. Gene Ontology annotation, molecular function: cysteine synthase activity.
AUGGGAUUUUGCUGGCCCUUGCUUUCUACUAUAGUAGGUCUCCCGAAGACUCUGUAUGAUCUUGUGGAUGCUAUGCGCAGUGGUAUCAAAUCGAAGUUGCUACUACACGGUGCUGAGUUGAGCGCUGGUAGUGAGGAAGUGGUCAGAUGUUAUGGGAAAUGCCNNNNUGCUGUGUCCAUCUCGGACACCGAGGCUGUGCGUAUGUCAAGAUGGCUCCUUCGCGAGGAUGGUCUCUUCGUUGGUAGCAGCGGUAGCUUGAAUGUCGCUGCGGUUGUUAAAGCAUACAAGCGUGGCUACAUCAAGCCGGGCCAACGAGUGGUGACGAUUGUGUGUGACAGUGGCAUGCGGCACUUGUCGAAGUUCUGGAAUGACGCCUAUUUAGCCUCUUUCGACGGCCUUGUUAUCCCUGUGGAUGAAAAAUACCAGACUCCUUUACAGUUUGUUCACACUGAGUAA